Diversispora eburnea is the source of this 612-nucleotide messenger RNA. The record is from the annotation of a GenBank genome assembly. NCBI's taxonomy places the organism in Eukaryota, Fungi, Glomeromycota, Glomeromycetes, Diversisporales, Diversisporaceae.
AUGACAAGAAUAAAUCAAUUCGCUAAUAAUUUCAAUAAUUCUCAAGAGUAUCCAAAUAAUAUCAAAGCUGCAUAUCAGCCAGAUGUGAAAGUGAAAAAUAGUGAUUUUACUCUGAACCAUUCUUACCAUCUUCCUCCUUCUCUUCAUCCAAUUCAAUCUGAUUCUAAUACAAGUGAUAUUUUCGGUACUAUUGGUACUAUUAAGGAACCAAAAAUGAUUAAAAAAACUUGUGCUCGUUGUAAAGAAUCAAAUAAAUGUAUUAAAUUGUUAUAUUCGAAAAUUGGCAAAGUUGAAGAAUUGGUCAAUUCUUUGGCUAAAAACACGGUUUGUCAUAAGGCCCCAUAUAACCGCAAUAAUAUUAAGAACCAACAAAUUGGCAAAAAAUUGAAUAAAAACAACGCGUCUAAAACUUGGGAAAUUCCACAAAUUGUCAUCCAACGACCUGACGAUAAUUAUGAUGCACCUGAUACGUCUAUGGCCCCGAAUUUAAACACAUCUGCACCUUUUGAUCUUUUUACUAACGGAAGAGAUAUUUCUUCAUAUAGUCUUGAAGAUUUGCAAAAGGCGAUUAUGACUUUAACCAGAGCAAUGAUCUAUCCUUCGAGAAAUUGA